AUGCACAUUGCAUUUCUCAUUAACCUUUUAAUCUUUGUCUCCACAAUCAAUGCCUUCCCUUUAUGGAAGAGACUCUAUAGACCAUCGUCGCCGGUAUUUUCAGUGAUUGCCCACCAUGAAGGUAAAGUCUUUCAAUACCAUCUUUUAAAGUGGGAUGGAACAGACCUCGUGCUUAACACCGAUGAGCAAGCCUUUUUUGGCAGAGUCCGGGCUUCCGAAGGUUACAUUUUGAAUCUUCCAGGAAGCAACAAGACUGCCAACUCUACCCAGGGCCUUGCUGAUACCACGAAUGUUUAUGUGGACCCUAAGACAUACAAGUUGUCUACUACCAAAUCUCCACUGAACUCCACCACUGGCUUUGGUAUUGAUGCUCAGAAGUUGACCUAUAAGAACUCCACUGAGUUUUUGGCAUGUCCUGGAAACUCUUACAGAGGCGAGUAUUAUGUGUAUUGGGGUAACAACAACAAGACAGUUUGUCCCAACGAUGCUCGGGGCUACACUAUUGAUCUUAUUGUUCAGACUGAUGCAACCAUCAACUACAAUCCUGAGACCAACAACCGCAAUCUGACAAUUCCUCCAAUCUCCAACAAGAGAAAGAGAUUCUUCUUCCUUUAG
This is a messenger RNA of Sungouiella intermedia, 615 nucleotides long. The record is from the annotation of a GenBank genome assembly. NCBI's taxonomy places the organism in Eukaryota, Fungi, Ascomycota, Pichiomycetes, Serinales, Metschnikowiaceae.